AUGAUUCAUCCACAAAUCUUCUCCACCACCGGUCUGCGAACCUUCUCUGGUCUGACUGUUUCAUGCUUGUAUCAAGAUAUAAUGCCAGGAAGGUUGGAGAGGAUAUGCCAUGUAUGUGGCGCUAUUGGUUUCAACAACAGUGAUGAUGGCUACUUUUACUGUGUGCACUGCGGGUCCCAAGCUGAUGAUGUCGUUGCCACGGGUGUUGACGAGGAGGAUCUCUUUGAAAACUACUCUGCCAUUCACCGGCGUAUCCGUCCAACUGCAGGGGAACCCAUAUCUCAGGUAAGACUCAUUCAGUCUCAGCAUUUGGAACAUUAUGAAAUCCCGGAGGAGAAUAUUGAUGAUUAUGAUGGUGAUGGGAUUGGACCUACUGGGCCGAGUGAUUUUGGAUCGAGUCAAAAGAAUUUGAGUUAUGAUGAUUAUUAUACUGAGAUUAGGAUGAGAUACAUGAAGGGGUUUCAGAUUAUCAUCCAAUUGCAAUGCCAAGCUUUAGUUGAGAAGUUUAAUGUGAGCCCUUUGAUUGUUGGGAUUGUUGGCCCUAUUUGGUUGAGAUAUUUAGCUUCCACAAGGAUUAUGGCUGAUGAAUGGGCAGAUGAGGCUAUUCAUGAAUCAGAAGCUCAAACACAAGGGGAAGGCGACGAAUUUGAGCUUAGUUCUAAGCCUGGUGCAGAACCGGUUAAUCUAGUGGGCCAGCGUGCAGUAAUGAUAUGGUAUAGAUCACUGAGCAGUACAAUCCCAUUAUCUUAUUCUUUAGCCAUCUCUUUCCUAGUUUGUCAUGUGGCCAGAGAGGCAAUUUUGCCCACAGAUAUUUUAAAGUGGGCUAUUGAAGGAAAGCUUCCAUAUUUGGCCACUUAUGUUGAAAUUAAGAAACAGCUUGGAUCUCACUCCAAGGCUUGUCCUAUCAGUGUCAGUCGUAUGUUCAGACCCAUCCAUUUUGUUUCACCACAGAAAUUGGAAUCAAUGGCAGCUGAUAUUGCCCACAAAAUUCAAUUGGAAUUGCCUCCGGUGAACUUUUAUGCUAUAGGUUCUCGUUAUGUCAGGCAAUUAUCUCUUCCUACCAGCAAAAUACUUUCCGUGGCAUGCCACACUUUUGAAUGGUCUAUGCCUCCCGAAUUGUAUUUGUCAGCUAACGAGUUCAGAAGAAAUGGAGAUAACAAACAUCAGUGCUCUAGUAAUUUAACUGAUGAUACUAAGGACUUGUUAUUAAAUGGUUUAGUGCCUGAUGACGUUAAACCAGAUGUUCAGGAUGCUACAUUGGGUGUUGUAGAGCUUUUAAAGAUUCUUGAAGCAAAAUACAAUGAGCUGGGUGAUGUAUACGAGUAUUCCCGAGACUUGCCUUCAUAUCUUCAGUAUUGUAAGGAUGUGGUUUUUUCCGGAUCACAACCAUCGUUUGAGGAUCAUGAAGAAGAGAAAUUGAUAGAGGAGUUAUGGGACUUCUAUCACAAUUCGAAGGAUGCUGAAACUUUGGACAACAUAAAAGUCAGUGGCUUGCGCAACAAGAGAUCAAGGAAUUUCAACGUCAAUAGAGAUGAUGAUAUGAAAAGAGUUUGGGACGAUCCUAUAUUGUGUGAGUCGUCUCAAAAGGGUAGUACACCACAUAAUCUACAUAAUGACUUGCUAUAUAGCAUGGUUCAGGAUAAAUUUUCUUACAGUGAUCAAGAUCCAGCACACAGAGUUCGACCUUCAAUGGAGUCCUAUAAAGAUAGAGCAAUAAGACAUUUGAAGUCUGAUAUGGAAGAGAAUAGAUUUUGUUAUAUUCCACCAAGAGUUAAUAUCAAGAAUAAGGACUAUGUGCACUAUGUCAGGAAAAAGAAAGGAGGUGCCUACAUAUAUGCUGUACACGCAGAUUAUUAUAUCUUGCUUCGGUCAUGUGCAAAGGUUGCUCAGGUUGAUAUUAGGACGAUGCAUAAUGGAGUCUUGAGUUUUGAGAGGAGACUGAAAUGGCUGGAAAAGCGAAUUGAUCAUUCCAUGCAUCUGAAACAAAAUUCUAAUGACUUUUGUGACUAUUGCUGCGAUGAGGUUGUGAAAAAUACUGGAGAUGAAUCUAUGCCACUUUCACAGUCGAAUACGUAA
Molecule: messenger RNA, 2076 nt
Organism: Fraxinus pennsylvanica
Lineage: Eukaryota; Viridiplantae; Streptophyta; Magnoliopsida; Lamiales; Oleaceae
Source: the annotation of a GenBank genome assembly